Rotaria sordida is the source of this 303-nucleotide messenger RNA. The record is from the annotation of a GenBank genome assembly. NCBI's taxonomy places the organism in Eukaryota, Metazoa, Rotifera, Eurotatoria, Philodinida, Philodinidae.
AUGCGUUUCUCAUUACGCCGAUUAGGUAUGGAAUGGGGGAGAAUUGGUCAUCAACGUGGCAAAGUCGAAUAUACACUUUCAGCAUAUGAACAAAAUCCAUAUGCUGGUGUUUUGGGUGAUGUAUCAUAUCGUUAUUAUUCUCGACUUUUAAAAACAAUUAUUACCAUAUGGGUACCUAAUAUGUUACUCGGAUAUUCAAUGUAUACAUGGGCUAAUUGGGAAUAUGAUCGUUGUGCUCGAAAAAUACCCAGUCAAUUUGCUGAUGAAAAACCACCUGGAGAAGGCGGCGAUGAAGAACAAUAG